Pangasianodon hypophthalmus (striped catfish) is the source of this 10244-nucleotide messenger RNA. It is a transcript of the gene grid2ipa, whose product is annotated as glutamate receptor, ionotropic, delta 2 (Grid2) interacting protein, a. Gene Ontology annotation, biological process: regulation of DNA-templated transcription. The record is from RefSeq and is a predicted model, not a curated record. The transcript has 24 exons. The coding region runs from base 3982 to 9261 and encodes 1759 amino acids. Gene Ontology annotation, molecular function: protein binding. Lineage: Eukaryota; Metazoa; Chordata; Actinopteri; Siluriformes; Pangasiidae.
CAGUGUGUAUCUGACCCCUCACAACAGUGCUUUCAGCAAGAGAUAGAUUGAGAGUUAGUAGAAUCACUCGCCAGGCAGAUCUGGGCCACACCAGACUUUUCUCACCUUGCCCUGGGUUUUUUUUUUUUUUUUUUUUUUUCCCCUUCUCUACUCCCCUCUAGUCUUCCCUCCUGUCAGGUCAUGUGCUGCUGCCAAGGAUUUGAUGGAUAGUUUUUAUUACUACCCCUCAGGGUCCUCACAUGUGCUCCCUGUGGUGUGAUACUGUUGUUUUUUUUUGUUUUUUUUUUUUAAACUGAGGCUGAAACUAUUAAAGUGCACAGAACCUGGUGAGUCAUGCAAUGAGGAAAUGAGUUGUAUUCAUGGAAAAUGCAUAUAUGCUAAAGAGCUGAAUGAAGGGCAAACUCAUUCCUAGACAAACAUCUAGAUGGAGGAAGUAGUUGGUUGAUUCUGUAUGCCUGUAACACUUAAAUUGUCCUCAUGUGUUCUCUUAGUGCAUUGACGUUAUGCUGAUUUUCUUGAGGCUUCUGAAAAAUUUGUUCUAGCAAGCAAAAACUAUGUUUUAUUUAUAGUGUGGCUUUAUUUAAAAUAUACACUCACUGACCACUUGAUUAGAAACAUCUGUCCAUUCAUGCAGUUAUCCAGUCAGCUGAUCAUGCACCAGCAGUGCAAUGCAUAAAAUCAUGCAACUCAAGAUGUGAUCUCAGGGACUUCGACCACUGCAUGAUUAUUCGUGCCAGCCAGGCUGGAGCGAGUAUUUCAACGCCUGAUAAGCUCCUGGUGUUGUCACGCACAACAGUUUUUACACUUUACACAGAAGGGUGAGGAGAAACAAAAAAAAUGUUGGUUUUAUGGCAGAAAUACUUUAUUGAUGAGAGAGGAAAGAGGAGAAUGGCCAGACUGGUUCGAGCUGACAGGAAGGCUGCGGUAACACACAUAAUCACUCUUUUCCAUUCUCUCCUCUAUCAAGUGACCAAUACCAUCUGGGGUGCUUAACACAUGCUUUCUCUGAGACGUGAAACCAGUCAGCUGCAUCUCUUUGAACUUCUGCUCAAGCAGCAUUACAGGGAAAUGUAACACAUUAGGAGGAAAUUGUUAUCUGCCCUCUUCUGCAUGAAAGCACAGCUGCCCACAAUUGGCUAGUGUCCGUGUGAUUGACAGGGAAAAGAGAGUCCUGAGAGUCUUUUGGACCUCCAGCUAUGAAUGGCCGUGGCAACGUUGGACGUUGAACUCACGAUCUCAGGAUGACAGAGUGAGUGCUUUUCUGUUAGAUCACUCGGGAGCUGUAAAUAACCUUUUGUCUUUACAACCGUGGUGAGCAGAAAAGCAUCUCAGAGUGUACAGGUCAAACCUUGAGGUGGAUGGACUACAGUAGCAGAAGAGCAGACUGGGUUACACUCCUGUCUGCCUAGAACAGGAAUCUGAGGUGAGGGUGGGCACAGGCUCAUUACAUUAACAAGUAAUGACAUUAACAAGAUGAAUUAAUGGCUUCACAUGAAUGUGUAUUGUCAGUCUCUCAACAAUGAUACUAUAGCAGAGUAUAUGCUGUAAUACACUUCAUUAUUAUACAUUCUAUAAUAAAAGCUAUACUUUGGUAUAGAAUACACUAUCAUAUUCCUUAUUAAACAAAUAGCCCAAGUCUAAAAAGUAUGAGACCAAGAUAAAACCCACUCACAGUUUACGGAUAUUAUGAUAGAAAGUGAAACGGACUGUAGGAAAAAGUUCGCUAGGUUACCAAUUUACAUUAAUGUUCUCAUUACAGUAGAAAAUGUAAAUGUCUAUUUCUGCAUGUGGAGUUAUAAUAGCACCUAUAAAUUUCAAGUAACUGUUUCAAAAUACUUCAUCUUCUUACACUUAAACUAAUAUAGCACAAACACUUGUAAUGCACAGCUGUUUCUGUCUCAGAAAAUUCCAUAAGCCAAAAAAAAUUCUAGGUUUUAAUGCACUUUAAAUUCUGUGUGCUUAAAUCAAAGGAAAUGUGCUUUGAUUUGCAAAUCUUUACAUGUGCUAUACUACUUCCUGUUGCAUUUCUUUUAAAAAAUGAUAAUUAGCAAACUCCCUGUCAUUUCUUAUACCUCAUGCAUGCUCCCUAAUUCCCAAAUGCAAUGAUAUAAAAUAGGAUUACACUGCAGCGCUUGCUAGAAAAAUGGCCUAUGCGUAACCUAUGUAUGUCCUGUGUACGUAUUUGGACAAAAUGAUAAUACCAAAGUCACCAAAGUCUGAGCAUCUGGUCUCAUUCUUGACAUGGACUUGGCCACAUCUGGUGUUGGUCUCAUCUUGGUCUUGCCCCCUUGGUCUUGACUCAGACUCUGCUGGAUAUGGUCCUCGUCUUGACUCGGUCUCGGCUGAGGUGGUCUUGAACCCAACGCUAACAGAUGGCCUGUCCAAACACAUUCUAAUGCAGCAAUGAGCAGAGCGUGUUAAUGUAGCUGAAACUAAAAGAUUUCUCUUUCUUUUCAUAUUGACUUCCUGGAGAACUGGAAAUAAAACAAAAUGUUUUCUGUGGUUCUGCUUUUCUGUGUCUGUGUGUGUUUCUGUAUUUCUGUUUUAUGCAAUAUAGUUGAGCUCUGUUCUUUGUCCAUAACAUUUGAUAUUAAGUUGUGAAAAUUUUGCAUGGUAUUUGCGGAUGUGCUUUCGGGUCCCUGAAGGACUAGUGGUUAGGCCACAUUGCUCUCACUACUGUAGCCUGGGUUUGAUUCCCGGGCAGGGAACUGACCCCAGCCACUGGGGUUGCGUGCAACAGUACGUUCUCAGUGCUGGUCCCAAGCCUGGAUAAAAUUGAGGAGGGUUGCGUCAGAAAGGGUAUCCGGCGUAAAAACUGUGCCAAAUCAAAUAUGCGGACCAAUGAUCUGCUGUGGCGACCCCUAACGGGAGCAGCCGAAAGUGGAACAACAAUAUUUGCAGAAGUGCUUUUAUGCUUGAGAAUGCUCAUAAUUAGAUAUCCAAGUACAUUGACUUCUACUAGGUAAACUCACCACUGCCAGUAUCUUCCUCUCAGGUAGGCCUCUAGACAUAGAGCCUGCUCUGAUGUCUAUCUGAACUGGUGCUGCUUGUAACUAUAACCAAAGAUUAUUAUCUUAGAAAUGACAUAGUUCUCACUGAGCAAAAUUUUGCUGGUCUGGAUGGGAAACUAUCAAACUAUCAUCAAAUAGUGUCUUUAAGCUGUGAAUAAUGCGUGCAUAUUAAUCUCAUUUGCCACUGUACAACUGCCCUCUAAGAGAAAAUGUUACAAUGGGGAAAGUAACAUUGCUUUAUUAUGAACUCUCAAUCACUGGUAGCAUAUGACACAGUUGGGAUUCAAACUUUAAAUUGCAACAGAAUGCCAAACACUGAGAAACACAUUGAGUGUGUGGGUAAAAAUAGGUUUUUGUGCAUCACUGGGCAUAGCAUGUCAUUGGAAACAUGGGUAGCAGUUAUGGUGUUUAUUAACGUGGAAUGUGCUUAAUGUUUAAACUGUUAGCAUGCUUGACCUUGACCUGAGAACAGACCUUUCCUCUCCUGUGCUGUCUCACUGUGUCUCUCCAUUGCAAUUCAUUGAAUGUUGUCCUUCACCAAAGUGCCAGCUUUUUUUCUGGGUCAGUCCUUAGCCCUCUGAGAGGGCCUGAGCCACAAGAAGUAGAAAGAGAGAGAGAGAGGAGGGGGGGAGGUAUUUAUAGAAAAAUAGGGCUUCGCAGUACCUUUUUCCUCGCAAAAGAAUCAUUAGAGGACCCAGCUAGCAUGUCCCAGAUUUCUGAUCAGUGCUCUGCAUGAGGGCCAGGGCUAGACAAACUUAGUAGAGGAUGCAGAGCCUUGCGUGUCUGUGUUCUCCUACACACUCUGUUCUUCUCCACAGCUCAUCCUGGGCUCAAGCUGCAUGUCUGAUGGAGCUUUGAUAGACUUUGUAAAUGGUUUAAGUCUUUGGUGGUGACUCAGCUGACUUUCCUCAGGCCCUUGGGCUUCCCACACUGACUCUGAUACAAAUCCCAUAACAACACACCUGCAACCAUGAUGAGAAGAUUUCUGAAGAGCCAGAAGGGCCGCUUUUCACUCCGCCAAAGCCGUUCAGGUUCCCGCAGCGCCUCCAAGGACUUCUACCCAAAUCCUCAAGUGCUCAGGGACUUCCCCUUAAACAUUGAACUGGCGCUUCCGGCAACUAACCAGGGCUGGCCUGAGGACUUUGGAUUCAAGCUAGGUGGAGAUGGACCUAGCUACAUCCUCUCUGUGGUGGAGGGCAGCAGUGCCUAUAUGGCAGGUCUGCAGCCUGGUGAUCAGGUGCUGGAAAUUGAUGGCCAGAACGUCUCUUCUCUCAGCACUAAAGCUCUCAUUGCCUUGGCCCAAACCCUCAAAACUGUACCUCCAAGCAUCGGGGUUGUGUCCCGCAUUGAACAGUUGGACAUCACCCCAGGACCUGACGGCCGCUUUGGCUUCACCAUUGUUGGAGAUUGCCCCUUGUUGGUGGAGGACUGCAUGCUCAACUCUCCAGCGGGCCGCAGCGGGUUACGGGCAGGGGACUAUGUGAUGGAGGUGAAUGGAAUUCCAGUGAAGCACCAUGAGAUGGCGGCAGCCAUGAUUAAGGCAUCGCAGGGGCGUACACUGCGCCUUGGUGUGCUCAGAAUGAACCGUUGGCAAAAACGCACGAGCAGCAGCAUGAAAGAAACCUACCAGAGUGGAGAUAUAGUCCGUCAGGACCGCAAACACAAAGCCCUGGAGUUUAACAAGAAGGUUGAGGAGAUUUUAGGUGAGGAGCCAAUGGUGAAGGAGAGGCUUUUUGACCUGUUGAAGCAAUAUGCUUCAGAGAGGGAUGUGGAGCAGCUGGCGUCCACACUCCCUGAGAUACUGAUCAAUGAGGAACAUCAACAGCUGAUUGACAGCAUCAGGAUCUUCAUCCCCAAGAAGCACCGGCAGCGUUUUGAUGAAGUGGUCUCCCAGAGCCUGAUCAGCCGCCUGAGGGGCCGCAGUUUUAGUGAGCACAGGCAGAGCGGACUGCGCCGCAGCCGCAGCGAGGAUCACCCCGAGCGGCUGCUGGUGUCAACGCGGGCCAGCUCAGUGCCACGCACUGCCCAUGAGGAUGGCAUCAUCCCCCCGUCUCGCGGCCUUCGCAAAACGACUUCACUCAUCGCUGGCCACUCUGGCGCCGUCACCAACCGCAGGACAGUGCGGGUCUACAAGGGGAACCAGAGUUUUGGUUUUACCCUCCGUGGCCAUGCUCCUGUUUGGAUUGACUCGGUUAUUCCAGGUAGCCCAGCUGAGAAAGCAGGCCUUAAACCUGGAGAUCGCAUCCUGUUUCUCAAUGGCCUUGACAUGAGGAGCUGCGCCCAUGAGAAGGUGGUGGCAAUGCUGCAAGGCAGUGGAGCCAUGCCUUCGCUAGUGGUAGAGGAUGGCCCUCCAGCCUUCAUGCUGGCUGAGCCUGAGGCUCUGGAGGCAUCUCCACGCUCACGUUCCCCUGUGCUUAGCUCCCUACAGUGGGUGGCUGAAAUCCUGCCACCCAGCAUUCGCGUGCAGGGGCGCACUUUCAGUCAGCAGCUGGAGCACCUGCUUACCCUGCAAGAGAGAUACACCAUCUGCAAGUCCCUCGAGGCCUUCUUCCAGCACAGGAAUGUGGAUACUUUGAUCGUGGAUGUGUUUCCAAUCCUGGAUACUCCAGCUAAGCAGGUGAUCUGGCAGUUUAUCUACCAGCUGCUGACUUACGAGGAACAAGAACAUUGUCAGAGCAAGAUCUCACGCUUCCUUGGUUAUAAAGUCACAUUGCCUGUGGCAGAGCCAGAGCCACCAGCUCCAGAGCCCCACCGGCGUAGUAGCUCUAUGAAGGUGACAGGCACCACCUACCGGAGCAGUGUGAGAGGCCGUAGUUCAGACGAUCUGGUCAUUGGCACUCACCUGGGAAUGGGGAUCCGCACUGAACCUGUUGAGGUGGCUUCUAUGAGACUGGCUCCUGGAGAAAGACAGUCUGGAGAUGGGACCUCUCUACCAGAGACCCCCAACAACCUCACUAAUCUAUCUGCUGUAUAUGCCGAGCUGGAGAAUGUGCAUGUAGGCAAGAGGUCUAAAUCCCUGAAGAGCCGCCCUCCUCCUGCCCCUGAAACAUUGAUUGACAUCUACCCUCACUCAUCUAGCCAGUCUGUCAGAGCUAAAUCUUCCUCUCCUUCUGUACGGGCUAGUUCAGGCCGUAAGACAACAUCAGUCCAGCCUCCCCCUCCUCCUCCUCCUCCUCCCCCACCUCCCCAACCUGUAUGGACUGAGCCCUUGCCCAGUCCCCAGGGCCUUGUCUAUCCCCAAGAGCUUCCAUCCCAGGGGAGUGCAGAGUCCAACCCCUACAUUAGCCUUGACAGCCCGCCAUUAUCACCACCAUCUCCCCCUGACUAUCCGCCGAGCCCCCCAGACUACCUACCCAGUCCUCCCAUCCGGAAGAAGCGAUACACAUUUUCCCGUCCCCCGCGCAGUGCUGACACAGACCUGUUCAUGGAGGCCCUCACAGAGCAGCUGGGUCAGCAGCUAUCUGUUGAUGACUUUUUGUCUCCAGAGAAUGAUUACGAGGAGGAUGUGGUCCAAAUGACCCUCCAAGACGAGGAGGAUGAGGAAGUAGAGGAUGAAGAUGAGGAGGAAGAUGAAGGCCCUUAUAUCCCUCCGGAGCUCAGCAGUGCCAGUGAGAUGCAUAGUAGCAGUGAGGACGCAAGUUCCCUCACCUAUUCAUCCAGCUCUGAGCACAUUCCACCUCCACCUCUCACCCCACCUCCCCCACCUCCUGUUCAGUUUAAUGAUCCACCACCUCCUACCAACUUCACCCCUGAUCAAGUACCCCGACAGUUAACUUUCCGCCGUCACCCAGGUCCUCCACCUCCACCUCCUCCUAGGGCCAAUCUACCUCCAAAGAGACAGUCUAUUAACAAGGGGCUUCCUACUCGGGAGGAAUUGAUGGCCCACCAGGUUCUCCACGAAGCCCAGUCUCUACCAGUCCAGCCGACAACUGGACACUCCCAGCACCCCCUACAGCAAAUGCACCAGUCCCUGCCCCCAUUGCCUUCCCCAGACCUAUCUCCAUCUGCCAUCCAUAGCCAUAUCAUGUACCAAAUGCAUCACCAAAAUCAACAAAGUCAACAAGAUCAACAGGUUUAUCAAAUUCAUCAGAGUCAUCAGGCUCAGCACAGCCAUCAACUUCAUCAAGCUCAGCAGAGCCGUCGAAUGCAUCAAAGCCACCAGACUCAUAAUACCCAUCAGACUCAACUCUCUAGCUCCAUGGACAGACUUGACAAAAUUGAGAGGAUGGAACUGUCUGAUAGACGUAUUUAUGAGGUUUACCAGCCUCAACCAAUGCAUCCAGGUCAUCAGAUUCCCCUUAGUCAUCAUCAAAGCCAUCAAGUUCAUCUAUCCAGCUCCAUGGAUAGGCUGGAUAGAUUGGAGAGGAUGGAACACUUAGAACGGAUGGAACGUUUAGAACGGAUGGAACGUUUAGAACGAAUGGAAAGGAUGGAAAGAUCAGAGAGAUCAGAGAGAGAAAGGAGAGCUGAAAUGCAUCAGGCCCCUGUGUCUCACCCGAACCCCCAGUCUAUUCGCCAGACUCAGCAGACUCCACAACCUCAAUCAGCUUAUCCCAGUCAACAGCAAAUCCAUCAGAUCCAUCAAGUCUACCCACAAACCCAACCUUCUCCACUUACCCACCAACCACAUCACAUUCAUCAGAUUGAGCACAUCCAUCAGACCCAGCUUGUGCAAUCUGCUCCUCAAUACCAUGUCAUCCACCAGCCCCACCAACCUCACCAGACCCAGAUCCUCUCCACUUUCCAGCCCCUGCCUCCACAUCAGCCAAUAUCACAACAGCAAACACAACAGCAGCAGCAGCAACAGCAACAGCAGCAGCCACAGCAACACCAACAUCAAUCUCAUCCAGUCCACCCUUCAACCCAAGCCAGACAGAGUCCUCAUCCCAUUCAGCACCAACGCCAUCAGCAUCACCACGAAGCUCAAUCUCAAUCACAGCCUCAGCCACAGCCUCAGACCCACCACAAAGAGGCAUCUACCGUGGAGCCUCCUCCACCUCCACCUUUGCCCCCUCCCUGCGAACCCCCUCCUCUGCCCCGGUCCUCACCACAUAAAUCAGACUCCAGCCACAUGAAUGUGAAGAGGCUACGUUGGGAACAAGUUGAGAACUCUGAAGGAACUAUCUGGGGACAGUUGGGAGAAGACUCUGAUUAUGACAAGCUCAGUGACAUGGUGAAAUAUUUGGACUUGGAAUUGCAUUUUGGCACACAGAAGAGUCCGAUAUCUAUUCCAGAACCUGCACCUCAGCCUGAGACAUUCAAAAAGAAAGACGUGAUUGAGAUUCUUUCCCAUAAGAAAGCCUAUAAUGCAUCCAUCCUGAUUGCCCAUCUGAAGCUGUCUCCAGGUGAGCUGCGUCAGGUGCUAAUGACAAUGUCGACCGAUCGCCUGGAGCCAGCACACAUCAAGCAGUUGCUAUUGUAUGCCCCAGAUGAUGACGAGGUCAAACGGUAUGAGCAGUACACUGAUGACCCUAGCAAGCUCAGUGAGCCAGAUCAGUUUGUCUUACAGAUGCUGUCCGUGCCUGAGUAUAAGACCCGUCUGAAGAGUCUGCAUUUUAAAAGCAUGCUGCAGGAGAAAACUGAAGAGAUGAGAGUAGGAUUUGAGUGCAUCUACAAGGCCUCACUGGAGCUCAAAAACAGCAAAAAACUAGCAAAGAUUCUGGAGUUUGUCCUUGCCAUGGGGAAUUACUUAAACAAUGGCCAGCCCAAGGGAAGUAAGACCACUGGCUUUAAGAUCAAUUUCCUCACUGAACUUGGUACUACCAAAACAGUGGAUGGAAAAUCCACUUUUCUGCAUAUCCUGGUCAAAUCAUUGUGCCAACAUUUUCCUGAAGUACUGGACUUUGCCAAAGAACUCAUAACUGUACCACUUGCAGCCAAAGUUAAUCAGAGGAACAUCACUUCAGAUAUGAAUGAUCUGCACACCACCAUCCAAGAUAUCCGCUCAGCCUGCCAAAUGAUGCCAGCCACUGCUGAGGACCGCUUUGCUGUUGUUAUGAGUGGUUUUCUGGAGAACAGCCACCCUGCUGUGCAGUCUCUGGAGUCUCUACAGCAGAGAGCUAUGGAGGAAUUCUGUAAGGUGGCCUCCUUCUUCGGUGAGGACGGCAAGGUCACCACCACUGAGGCUUUCUUUGGCAUCUUUGCUGAAUUUACUUCAAAGUUUGAUAGAGCCCUAAUGGAGAACCAGGCCACUGAGAAUCCUCCACGCAGCCCACGCAGUCCUCGUAUGGCGUCUCCCUUAGCAUGGUGACGGGACACACAAACACACACAUGCACAUACUGUAUACACAUUUAUAUAAAGUACACACAUAUUCAUACCCAAUGUACAUUGUACAUACACUAAAAGACUACUAACAAAUCCAGGCAUACCUGGAAAAACUGUUCCUGUACAUAUGCUCUCAUACUGACUUCACUUCACACAUUUUUGAGCUACAUAGGCUACAUGGAUUUUUUGGAACAUGUUCAAACUAAAUAAAAAAAAAAACAACUAAAAACAUGUCUUAGGUUGAAAGAUUGUAGUAGCAUUAUACAGUGUGACUUUUAAUGUACACGCAAACUUAGAUAUGGUACUAAAUCAGCUGUGGAAUGUGAACAGAACUGUGAAUGAAAUUCUGCACAAAUGAAAUACCUGGUGUUGUUUUGGAUAUAAAUGCGCUUACAUGUUAAUUCAUGAGGGCUUUGUUUAACAGAUUACAUUGAUUCUUCUACUGUAGAAUGUAUUUACAUAGACCUUGGACACUUUGGGAUAUAACAUACUAUAUUUCUUAUAGAGAUAUAAAAUUGAUUUAUGAUUAUUCUAAUUAAAGUUUUAACUAAUAAAGUGAUUCCUUAUAUAGUAGGGUGCAAUCUCACAUGCAAUAUAUGAAAUAAAUGCAUAUUAUAAGAGUUAUUGUAAGAGUUUAUAACUACUAUAGGUAGUUUUUAUUGUAGUAUGACAUAUCAGAUGUACUUAUGAGAGAAUUAGAUAAGUUUUCUUCUGUACUCUUUUUGUGGUCAUCCAUAAUGAAUGUAUGUAUAUGCAGGUUUACAUUUAGCCAUUAGCGUGUGGCCAAACUGCUUUUUUUAAAUUCAUUGUUAUACCAAGGUUUUUUUCCCUAUUUUUUUUUUUUUUGCCAAAUUAGGUAUUUGCUUUAUCAAAUGCUGAAUGUACAAUAGAACAGAAGUUAUUUGUUUGUUUGUUUUUUGUUGUUUUUUAUGAGAAAAUGAAAAUGGAAAUCUUCAUCUGUUUUUUUU